Porites evermanni is the source of this 4293-nucleotide messenger RNA. NCBI's taxonomy places the organism in Eukaryota, Metazoa, Cnidaria, Anthozoa, Scleractinia, Poritidae. The record is from the annotation of a GenBank genome assembly.
CUAACAGAAACAAGAUGGCGGACUUCUCGGACGUACAAUUCUCUUUCUAAAGUUCUUCGUACAACUCCUGAAUUUAACGCAUUUCUCAUACAAAAUGUUUGGUGACAAGGCACUUGAUCUUGUAAAGGAGCUUAAAAGAUCCAUGGAUGGCACUUUACCUCCUUAUAACGUAAGAUUUUGUUUGACUCUUGAUGAGAAAUUUUUGGCGGGAAUUUGUGCUGUAGCGGCGAGCUUGAAAUGUUGUGGUUCGAUUUAAUUUUAUUCUUAAUUCAACUUUUAAUUUAUUUUCAAACGUAAUUUAAUAUCCAUAUUCACCCAUCAGCUACCAUACACAAUCUUAAUGGAUUAAAAUUUGAACUAUUACUCAAUAAUUGUGUGGCUCCAAAAAAUAUCCAUACCCCCCCUCCUGUGAGGGAGAGGGGUCGUAAAUGACAAAAUGUUUAAAGAAACGUACCAGGCGAAACUGCAGUUUCCUGUGCACUAGAACCAAAAAUUCCAAUUAAAAAAUUCCAAUUCCAAUUCCAAUUCCAAUUCCACUGAAACCAAAAAUUCCUCCAUGUAGGGAGUAUGGCCAUUUUCUGGAACAGCACAUUGCUUAUCAAGUUUACUGACUUGGUUAUAUUAAGCAUGCCAUUUUAUAUUCUUAUUUGAAGGAAGAUCUAGUCAGGCAGGUUUUAGAGGAGAUGAAGAUUUUGUUUGAACAAAACCAGAAGGAAGUGUAAGUUCAGUGACUAUCUUUGUACUAGCUUUGUGUGAUCUAAAUUUUAAGGAAAACCCGAGGGGGAGUGGGCAGUACGAGGGGUGCCCUAGCUCCAGAGAUCCAUUCUUGAGAUAUUGUUCUCAAGGUUCGCGCCUUGCUGUCGCGGAUUUGCCUUGAACUAUCAGGAAAAAGGAAAGAAAACCUCAGGCACCCAGUGAAUACAAGUGUGUGUGUGUGUGUCCGUGGGGGGUUACUCCGUGACUGUGCGGGUGAGAAGGGCCACUGGGACUUGUACCCUUUAUCCUAUAAGACUAAGGUCACCUGCAUUUUGCAAGCACCCAAAUGCCUACCCUGUCCCUGUCACCGAUUUUCCGGGGGCCACAGUGAGUAUUAAAAACACUUUUGAAUGGUAAAUGUACAAGAUGAACAGGGACUUGGCCUUAGGUAGCAACAUCAUGGGCUCAGAUUGCUAGUUUCAACUCAAAAAAGUUUGUACUUUUUUCCAACGCAACCAUACCUGAAUUAUUGUUUUAUUUUUAAGAGCACUGACGGUUGAAGGAGAAACUGGUUUGUUUUCUGGGGUUCAUUUGAGGCAUGCUAGCUUAGAGAGAAACAAAAGAUGCCUACUCUCCUAUAUGUGAGUUGAGAACAUGGGAAGUUCAUGUUUUAGUUUAUAUUUAGUCUUAGUUUAACCCUUUAAGCCCCAAUAUCCACAUGUGAAUUGUCCAAACUGAUCUCCAUACAUUUCCUUUAAGAAUUAGUGGAGAGAAUUUGAUAAAAGAUCAAAGUAUUUCUCUUUGGUGAUCAAUUUAUUGAUUCUCAUGACCCAAUCACUUGACAAUCUAUGGAUAUUGUUAGGAGAAAAUUGAUGUUGGUCGCCAUUGGGACUAAAAGGGUUAAAGGUCAUUACACAAAGUGUGCUAUAUUCCUUUCUAUGCUCACCUGUUUAUGCUUUUGCUAUUAAAAAGUGUUAAUGAAAGUGGUAAAAUAAUUCCAUCAUGUCUGUCUUGAAGUGAGAAAAUUUAUCCUGUUUUGUUGUUCACCUCAGGCAUUGCAUUUUGUCCCUUUUUUUACCAGGUUACUUAAAUUCUGGUAAUAAUAUUAUGUUUUAAUUAUUUUGAAUCAACUCUGACAGCUAUAACAGGAUGCUAAGGAUAAAGAAUCUCCGGUGGGAGUUUGGAACUGUUUUACCUGAGGAAAUCAAGUAUAAUUUAUGUGAACAAGAGGUAAAAGAAGUAAAAAUAUGGUUUUAACUGUUUUGUACAAGAUUCUUGGUUGGUGUGUUAUACACCAAUGAAGUGUGAUUUUUUGAAACAUCCAGUAGAGUUUUAGGUUCUUUGCAUGCUCAUGGACUUACCGGUAGUCAAAGAUCGACUCUGUUGGGACAGAUCAUACUUAACUCUUUGCAGCCAUUCUUUGAAUUAACAAACAACAUUUCUACCCAUGUGAAUAAAUAGAGGGUGUUUUGUUAGAGUUGUUUUCUAGUGUUAUUAUUAACGUGUGUUUCUUUUUGUAUUGAUAUACAGAUUCAGUGGUUUACAAAAUACAAUAAAUCCCUUGCAACGUACAUGAGAACUGUUGGUCUGGAUCUGACGCAGGUAAUAAUAUUACAAUAUAUCAUGGCUUGUCUAGUUAAAGGCAGUGGAGUGUUAAAAAAGAGUUUUUUUUCCUGUGCAGUCCAUAAAUGCAUCUAGAAGCUUCCUGCCAGGUCAAAUAUAAAACUAUGCAAAUUGCUGCAAAAAAGGUUUCAUUGAAUAAAUUUUCAUGCGCACAUACGUCCUCAUUAUUUCUCUUUUUCACCCUAGAAAAACCGGUGCUUGCUAUGCAGGCCAUGCCUCAAUGUAUCACUAAUACAGUGACUUUGAAACACAGUUAAAAUCUUUAGUACUUUUAUCACUGAUUGUUAACAAACACUUGGAUUUAUUAAAAUCAUUUUCACAGGAUAUGAAGCCCCCUAAAUCACUUUACAUAGAGGUAUGUUUAAAAAAAAUAAUUGUGUAAGCAUCUAGAUAUAAUAUUUUGGCUUACCAAUUCACAGCAUACUCAUAUUAUUGAUUUCUUUGUGAAUUUAUCCUUUGGGUGCAAUCGUUUGUUAUCCCCUUGUAUGGUUGACUUUCAGUGUAUGGAUAAAAAUUAUUUACGACUCUUUAAUAUUAUUGAUUGGUCAUUUCCAUAUUGAUUUAUAGAAAACAAAAUCAAUUUAAGCUGAAAAAUUAACUGGAAACAAUGUCAAAUAAGCUUGAGAAGGAAGUUUUGAUGUUACCCCUACACUUCAAUUAUAACUUACUCCUGUCUGCAAUGUGAAAUUAUGUAUGCUGAAUGACAGCCGCUAGAAGUGUUUACAUAGUAUGUAUAAAGAUGUUUGCCUUCGAUUUAUGCUGCUAUUCUGCAGUGCUGUGUUAUGUCAUUAGACACUUGUUUGACAUUAAAUGGAUUCCCGGCUCACGCGUCACAGUAGUAGUUCAAUGAAGUGCCAGUUGUUGAAGUUAAGAACCAAGGUCGUUACCUCGCGUAAUAAUAUACUUGUUAUGAACAUUUAAAAGGUACGAUGUCUGGAAGACUAUGGGGAAUUUGAAACAGAAGAUGGAACUGUCAUAUUACUGAAAAAGAACAGUCAGGUGGGUGACUGUAAAGGGUCCCAUCCCACAAAUAAUAAUAAUAAUAAUAAUAAUAAUAAUAAUAAUAAUAAUAAUAAUAAUAACAAUAACGAUAAUGAUAAUGAUAAUAAGUAAUAAUAAUAGAACCAAACUGGUGCUAAGUGACCUUUUAGGGUUGAUACAACUCCGUGAAGUUCUUAGCCAUGAACCAUCCCUGUAAGUGAUUGGUAGAACAAUAUAUCUCACCUGCUUAUACAUAUUCUCGUUCUUGAUGAGGUCUAAGCAACAAAGUGGCAAAGGGACUGUCUUUUCCACAAAAGUAUGACCACAUUACAUAUGAAGAACUCUUUCAGAUUACCCAUUCUCAGAAGUUGGAUCAAUUUUUUCUUACCUGAAAAAGUUCAUUUUUAGUUUCUCCUUUUUUUUCCAAUUCAUGCCCUAUUUUGUAUUUUUCUAUGACCAGAGGUAAGAAGUGUUUAAUACUUUGCCCAUAAUAAUAUUCAUUGAUUGACCUAAAGGUUUCAACUUAUUGAAAUCAUCUAUAGUUAUUAAUUGUACAAUAAUAAAUUUAGAGAAUAAGAAGAAUUAAAAAAUUCUAGCUGAUGGAAAUGGUGUCUAUCUCUUUUGCUCUUCAUAAUAAUAAUUUGAUACAAUUAUUAUAUCAAAGUUAAUACUGGGAGUAAGAACAUUGUAGCUUAGUAGUUCAUGACGUCUUUGAUCCCUGUUUAUUUUUGAGGAACCUGCUUAUGCCAUGGUUACCUCUUUUUUUUUUCAGCAUUUCCUGCCGAGGUCCCACUGUGAACAUUUGAUCAGACAAGGAAUCCUGGAACACAUCUUGUAGAGCAUAAAGUCAGCUGAUUUUCACUGUUCGUUGGAAAUCUAGAUUUAAUUUGUAAGGACACGUUUUCUUGAACAACAUUGUAAAUCAUUCUCUUGAAGAGCCUAGCUUCUAGACUAGAGUUUUGUACAAUAAACUUUCAAUCCAGUUCUAAAAUG